Messenger RNA from Alligator mississippiensis (American alligator), 682 nucleotides. RefSeq names its product fatty acid-binding protein, adipocyte. The record is from RefSeq and is a predicted model, not a curated record. Gene Ontology annotation, cellular component: cytosol; nucleus. The transcript has 4 exons. Gene Ontology annotation, biological process: fatty acid transport. The coding region runs from base 97 to 501 and encodes 134 amino acids. Gene Ontology annotation, molecular function: fatty acid binding. NCBI's taxonomy places the organism in Eukaryota, Metazoa, Chordata, Crocodylia, Alligatoridae.
AAUUGGCAGGCCUGUUUCACUUUAUACCACUCUCCUGUCUUCUGUCAAUUGAUUUUCUUUUUGGGGGGAAGUACCCACCCCGGCUUGCUUAGCAGAAUGUGUGAGCACUUUGUGGGAACCUGGAAACUGAUUUCCAGUGAGAACUUUGAGGACUACAUGAGAGAGCUGGGUGUUGGAUUUGCUACCAGGAAAAUGGCAGGUGUAGCCAAACCAAAUGUAAUCAUAAGCAUCAAUGGGGAUGUGAUAACUAUCAAAACAGAGAGCACCUUCAAAAAUACAGAGAUUUCCUUCAGGCUGGGUGAAGAGUUUGAGGAAACUACAGCAGAUGACAGAAGAGUCAGGAGCAUCAUAAUACUAGAGGGUGGCGUGCUGAAGCAGUUACAGAAAUGGGAUGGAAAGGAGACCACAAUAAGGAGAAAACUGGCUGAUGGAAACUUACUGGUGGAAUGCUCCAUGAACCAUGUUAUCAGUACCAGAGUUUAUGAGAAGGUUUCUUCAUGAACUCCCAACCUUCUUCACACCAGACAAAGUUGUGGAGUACCAAGUUGUUUUUAAGGAGCAAAGCUCCACAAAUUGGCUGCUUUUCAAACUGGUUUACAGAUCUACUCCAAACAAAAUAGAUUAUUGUAACUGCUGUGCUUUUAGAAUAAUAAUAAAAUAAUUCAGCUGUUUUGAAAAAGCA